Paramecium tetraurelia is the source of this 937-nucleotide messenger RNA. RefSeq lists its product as uncharacterized. Lineage: Eukaryota; Ciliophora; Oligohymenophorea; Peniculida; Parameciidae. The record is from RefSeq and is a predicted model, not a curated record. The transcript is spliced from 2 exons.
UCAUCUUCUAAUUCUGACAUUCAUCUCUUUAACUCAUCAAUAAACUCCCUAGCUUAAUUUGUCCAUGUUCAAUAACCCAUCAAAAUUGCAAUAAAUCUAUUUCCUUACUCAAUUCAUGGCUCUAGAAAAAUCUUUGAAUUUGACAGCUCAAAAAGCCCAAGAAAAUGCCAAUUUCGCCUUAGAAUUGUGGGUUAAUGCUGAAAAGUUUAUUAAUUAGACCUCAGAUCAAAAGCAAAACAAAUCUAUCCUAAACAUUGUCAAUAGUUAUAAAUUUUAAAACAUUAUUCCAUAAGAUUAAGAAGGUUGGCAAGCAACUCAAAAUUAUAUUGAUGAAUGGAAAAACCAAACAGAUGAUAACAAAAGUAUAAUCUUAUAAUAUGCCUUAAUGAAUAUCAAUCAAAUGAUAGAAUCAGAUCCUGCAAAGUUUAACCAAACCAAUUUAAUUGAACAAAUGCACAAUUAAACCUCUAUUCUUGAUAACAAUCAGAAGAACAAAAAUACUUCUAAAUACAUUUCUCCUUUCUCUUGGUAACAUGCUAAUGUUAGCGAGGAAGAAAUGAUUGUGGCACAUUUUUUUGAAAAUGCAAAAAGCUAAAAUAUUACCGUCUAAGAAUAUUUCAAUAAGUUAUCUUUUAUAGAAGCUGCAUCUUUAUUAAAUGCUUUAGAAAAAUUUUAUAAUGUUUCUAGUAACAAUGGAACACCUUCAAAAGCUAUCAAUUCAAAGGGAGAACAACCAACUGAUGAACCUUAAGAAUUACUCCCUGAAAUUAAACCUAAAGAUAGUGAAGAUCAUCCUAUUUACUUGUAUGUUGUAUUUUCUUUAGUUUUGAUCGUGUUUAUUGUCGUUUUGUUUUUUUUGAGAAGAUACUAUAUACAGUAAAGAAUCAUUUCGUUUUAAAUGAAUGAGGAAUCAAACACUUAAGGAUUAUAGGUUUGA